Messenger RNA from Candoia aspera, 3547 nucleotides. It is a transcript of the gene SLC60A1, whose product is annotated as major facilitator superfamily domain containing 4A. The record is from RefSeq and is a predicted model, not a curated record. NCBI's taxonomy places the organism in Eukaryota, Metazoa, Chordata, Lepidosauria, Squamata, Candoiidae. The coding region runs from base 288 to 1820 and encodes 510 amino acids. The transcript has 10 exons.
GGCGUGGCGGGCGGGGAGGAGGAUCCGGUUGCAGGUGUUUUCGAGCAAGAUCCUGAUUGCCGUAAAGGAGACUGCGCGGGCUCCGCUGAAGGGAGGAGGUCCCCCUAGGUUCCGGCUCGACACCGCCGCCGGAGCUUCUGCCAGGAGCGCGGUUCCGGCUGGGCUAGUGCGGAUCCGGAGCGCGGGUGACUAGGGGGCGCCACUCGCCUGUUCGAGCCGGUCCGCCCGUCCCAGCGGGGACUUGCUUGGGGAAGGAAGGCGGACGAGGACAGGAGCGCAAGCCGAGGAUGUGGCGGUGGGAUGCGCGGGUGACGAAUCUCUUCAAGAGGAACCUUCAACCCACGCUGACCUACUGGAGCGUCUUCUUCAGCUUCGGCCUGUGCAUCGCCUUUCUGGGGCCCACCCUGCUCGACCUGCGCUGCCAGACUCAGAGCUCGCUGUCGCAGAUCACCUGGGUCUUCUUCUCGCAACAGUUCUGCCUGCUGGUCGGGAGCUGCUUGGGCGGCAUUUUCAAGAGAACGUUGGCACAGUCUCUGCUUGCUCUCUUUGCUUCAUCCCUUGCUAUUUCUGUGGUUUUCGCCAUCAUCCCUGUCUGUCACAAUGUCGUGGUUCUUGCGGUGGUCAUGGCUGUGGCUGGGCUGGCCAUGGGGUGUAUCGACACACUUUCCAAUAUGCAGCUGGUGAAGAUUUAUCAGAAGGACUCAGCAGUCUUCCUGCAGGCCCUUCAUUUCUUUGUGGGCUUUGGUGCCCUGCUAAGCCCUCUGAUAGCUGAUCCUUUUCUGUCAGACACCAACUGCAUCCUGGCAAAUGGCACAGCCAGUGGUAGCAGCAACCUCCCUCAUAUCCGGAAGUCACUGGUCCCCCAUCAUCCUGGGAACCUGACACAUUAUGACCUACCCACAAAAGGACUGGUGGUGACACGAGUGUCUUAUGCUUUCUGGAUUAUGGCUUUGAUCAACCUGCCUGUUCCCAUUGCAGUAUUCCUUUUGCUGUACAAGGAAAGGCUCGUGCCCUGCUGUCACAACGGCAGCCCCCCUCUGUUACCUGCAGAUGAACUGGCAAUGGAAACACGGAUAACUGACAAAGACGACUCUUCCGCUUCCUCAUCAAAAAUCCAGGUGGAAAUAGGGCACGAUGACCUCUUUGGGUGCUGCCAAAGCAAGAACUUCAGAGGAGUUCCUUGCUCUUACUUUGCUGUCCACAUAACUGGAGCUCUUCUCCUUUUUAUGACAGAUGGCAUCCUGGGGGAAUACUCUGGCUUUGUGUACAGCUAUGCAGUGGAGGAACCACUCUCAGUGGGACACAAGAGGGCUGGCUAUCUGCCCAGUCUCUUCUGGGGGUUCAUCACACUGGGCAGACUCAUUUCCAUCCCUGUCUCCUACAGAAUGAAGCCAGCAACCAUGGUUUUCAUCAAUGUGGUUGGAGUGCUGGUAACAUUCUUCCUGCUCCUAAUUUUUUCUACCAGUGUGGUUUUUCUCUUUGUGGGGACUGCCUCGCUUGGCCUCUUCCUCAGCAGCACAUUCCCCAGCGUGCUGGCCUACACUGAGGACAUUCUACAGUACAAAGGCUGCGCCACUACUGUGUUGGUGACAGGAGCAGGAAUUGGAGAGAUGGUUCUACAGUUACUGGUAGGGUCGAUCAUUCAUGAUCAAGGUAGCUAUAGUUUCCUGGUGUGUGGAACCAUCUUUGGAACUUUGGCCUUUACUUUCUACGUCUGUCUUCUGUUUUUCCACAGGAUUCACCCUCACUCCCAAUCAGAUAUGGACGUGUCACCUGACAAGCAGCCAACAAUAGGAGAACAUGGACUUUAUCAGAGCUAAAUAAAACAGCAAGUUCUUACCUGGAUCAAACACAUGGUCAUUUCAGCUGAAAGAUUUGUUAUCAAAGCCUGAUUUGAAACUACCUGAAUUUUCUACAGUUGAACUCCUUGAUCAUAGUUCAUUCCCAUUUAUGGUUAGAAGGGAAUGGUCACAGCAACAAAGACUGAGGGACCAUCUGCAGAAUCCUAGAGAGGCCAAAUUUUUGAUAUAUGAUCAUUUAAGACCAUUCAAGAGCACAGGUAAAAAAAUAUACUACUGUCAUUUUAUAGACCUUGCUGACAGGAAGCUGGGGGCAGGGGAUAUACUAGUAUUUUAUACGUAGGAAGUUUUGGAAAGCACCCUUCUUAAUGUAAACUGUUAGCUGCAGGAAAGUUUUAAAAACCUCUACCCUUGGUGUUGUACAUAGCCAUCCAGAAUAAAAAUGUAUCAAAUUGCCACCCAGUUUGAAGUAUUCAAGUUUUGUCUGUCCCCAGAUGGGACUUUAAUAUGUUCUGGUGGUGAAAAGCCCUAGACACUGUUGAUAGUACAGUAUAGAGCUCAACCAAUGAGGGGUUAAGCUUGGUUGAAUCAAUAUAAGAUGGCCUUUUAACAUUAGCCUACUAAAUGGUAUAAGCCAGAUGGGCUACUGUAUUUGUCAGAAAAGCCCAAGUCCUGAAGUAUUAAAAAAUUUUUAAGUACAUGAAGUCAAAUGUUACAUCUCUUGCAAUUGUGCAAUAUUGUAUACUAGGUGCCUUCCAGGAAGAGAACUUGAGAGGUACUAAAUAAAUGGUAACUAUUCCCAUGACUGGCUCAAAUAAAGAAAAUGGGAUAGGUGGGGAUUGCAAAUGCUGUCCCAUGGGUAUACAUUUGUAUGUAUAUAUAAAGGAAUGUUACAUAUGGUAUUGUUGCAUGAACUUGUAGAGUGACUAAGAUGGGACCCAGCAACAUUACUUAAGCUAUUUUUUCUAAGAGGCUUGUUGCACUUCUCAUUUCAAAAUUGUAUAUUUAUACUAAAUUUGUAUUGCAAUGUGGCUUUCAGAUUGCUAUGUUGCAUGGGUAUGCACCCUCAUCUUUGAUUUCCAUGUUGUUUAAACCUUAAAAUACACUGUCCUUAUUACAGAGCAUGUGUACUCAAGUUCAGAUGAGUAUAAAGUGGACCAAUGACCUUUUCUAAUGGCCCAUUUCUAGAUUUUUACAUUUCUAAACCAGAAGAAAAAUCAGGUGAAUGUUACUAUCCAAUUUCACGUGUUAGGAUUCUGGCAUUACACAAGACUCAAGCUGAUGAAAGUAGCAGCUUCUGCUGCUACAACAGAAAGGCCACCAUAUUAUCUGCAAGCUAUUUUUAAUAUAUGGGGGUCGGUGGGAAUUAAUGACACAGGUAAUAUUUAAUUAAAAUUAAGCUUAAAUUUAAGUUUGUCCUGGCCCACCCACUUGCUGGAGUGCAGCAUCCAACCCAGGACUUAAUAGCCUAAUAUAGCUCAUAGCCAAAUACAAACCAGGAUUGGAAAUGUUAACCUUAAAUCAUAAUGUGGUUUGCUUGACUUUAAUGUAUUUACAAAUCAUAGUUUAUUUAGACUGCAGACAGAACUCAGAUGUUGUAGUUUGUAAGACAUGGUUUAAUGUCAUAUAAUGCAACCACUUAUGAUUUAUUCCACAAUCCAUGUUAAGCAAAGCAUUGAUUAACAUAUUGUGUGAACACAAUCUGAGUAAAACAGUUUGGAACAAAAGUGGAUUUUAUAGAUGCAGCC